CUGUAUACCUGUGUAUAUAUUUGUUUAUUCUGUUUAUUACAUAUUAUUUAUUAUCACAGAUUAUUAAAUAUACUUAUAAUUUUUAGCUAUAAUUUAUAUAUGUGUGCAUAAUACUUAAAAAAAAAUCUUUGGCGUUAUUUCAGCUUUAUUAGUGAACGUUUCAAUUUGUUCUUAUUAAAACGUUUCUGGUUUCGAAAAUCAGAUUUUUGUUGUGCCAUAGGUCACUAUGGUUAAAUCGAUCGUCGCGGCGGCACAUUUCUAUUGUCGUCUUUGCAUUCUUAUCAUCAUUUGCGCUUUAGGAGAGUCUGUGAAAUCGAUGAAUCAAAUUAUUAAUUUCUCUCAAUCCCCGAUUAACAAAAUAAUGACAAUCUGAUCGGAUCGAUUCUGUUCGACAGCUAGUUCAAGAUUAAUUAAAUAAGCAAAUCUCGAUGACGUUAGCGCUGUCAAGAAUAGAUUACACGACGGUAGGAGUUACCUCACGUGGCACAACUGUCAUAUUUCCACCUAAUGAAGCAAUUAAACAGCCGCAAAAAUUCGCCGUUGCGGAUCACGAUGGCAUACUGCACAUUUAUGGCAUGAAAAAGGGAGAGCUGCAAUUGUCUUUUAAAUCUUUGCCUGGCCCAAAAAUCCAUAAAAUGGUCCUUGGUGGCACGAUAGGUAUGCCGAGGGAUAAGAUUUAUAUUGCGUAUGACAGCUCCGUAAGGGGAUUCACGAGAAAAGGCAAACUGUUCUUGGAGUUUGAUACCAGUCUUAUAGAUCCAAUUUCCGCCUUAUUUACUCUGUCUAGAUAUGUUCUUGGUCCUGAUCUCGCGGCGUGUGCGCGCGAUCUCUAUCACAGAUACAGGGAUUGCAAAGACGCCGAUUCCUAUCUGGCCGGGGAAACUUUGCACGAUGUCGUGCUCUUGCCCGGAGACGGCAAUGUGGUGUAUGCUAUUCUCGCUUGUGCAGACUGCGCGGUACGCGUUCUACAUGGCACAAGAAGUCCGACCGUCCUGAGAUUACCGAGUGCUCCUACGGUGCUCUCUGUAUAUAGAGAUGGAGAGGUAUAUUCGAAAGAUCGCGUCUUGGUUGGCACCGCGGAUGGUAGAAUCGGACUGCUAAUUCUCCAAGGCAAUAAAACUCUCCGAAUCACCUGGUUAUUGACUUCGACAGGUUCGGGAAUCACUUCGUUGGAUACUCAUCAGUUGCAGGACGGUAUAGACAUCCUUGUGGGUCGACAAGACGGAGUCGUCGAGGUAUACACGUUUCCCGAUGAAGAUGUGACGUCCACUCUACGCUAUCACUAUAAUGCCGGCGAAAGUAUUAGUACAGUCGUAGGUGGUAUAAUUGGUAUCGCCAAUUAUCCCGAGGUUCUCGUAACGACUUAUUCAGGCCGAAUAUUUGGAUUGACUACCAGUCCGCCUGGUUUGCUAGAAGCAGGACAAAGCGAUGUUGGAUUGGCCAGACUAAAACUAGAGAUACAACAACUGCAGGAGAAAUUGAAUGAGGAGAAAGAGUCGUCCAAUUUCAUGCCUGAUCCUUUAGCACCUUUGAUAUUAGCACUGAAUCAUAAGAUGAUUUUACAUAAAGAGGAUGCGUCGUAUUCCCUUUCUAUAGAGCUGGACGCGUCGAUCGACAAUAUUCUCAUACAAUCGGAUACACCUAUCGACCUGUUGGAGACGGAGAACAACAGCGCAGUGGUCAGUCUAUCCGCUUGCGAUCCUAGAGAUGGCAAUUUCGUUCUUGCUACUUAUCGAUGCCAAAUUAAUACAAAUCGAUUGGAAAUGAGAUUGAGAUCAAUCGAGGGUCAACCGGGUACCUUGCAGAUUUAUGUAACAUCUCAGGUGCAGCCGAAACGUUGUCGUAAAAUCUUAAUUCCUAUUUAUGCCUUGUCUUUACACGUCAGACAGCACGAGGACGAUGACACCACACAGUCCAGUGGUCCAUUUAAUGAAUUAAAAUUAAACGGCAAUUUCACGAUUGCCGAGAUGCAUGCAUGGCUUUCUCUGAUAUUACCGGAUGUGCCUGAAAGGCCUCAUAUUCACGAGGGCGAAGCUGUCUUAAUAUAUAUCUCAUCCUUCAUCGGGACGGUCCUCAAAUGCAAAUAUAAAAAAGGAAGUGCGCUUUUUCUCGGCGAGAGUAUAUCCAGUAUCAUAAUUCUUAGAGACAUAUUGACGAAGGAAGCAACGAAACGAAAGAUAAAGCUAGACGUGUUUUGCGAAGUAGCAGAAGGAAGUAUAUCUAAAGUCCUAGAAUUGAUUCUUCCCCGAUUAAAUACAGCCCACGAUUUAGUACAGAAAAUAAAAAUUCUGGACGCUCUCGAGGAAUGGGAACUCAAGUCCAAUCCAAAGGAAAAUUUAUGCUCCGAAUAUCAAGAAUUGCUAGAGAAGGAAACAGAGAUCAGAUCGCUUAUGAUGAAGGAUACCGAGAUUCUGAAUAGAUUGCACGCAAUCAUUACCGACUUAUACGUAGACUGGGAACGAGCAAAACGAUCUCGAAGGAUUAGUGGUAAGGAGGCCACGGCAAAGCUUCAAAGUGCUCUUGAAUCUAGGGACUUAGCCACUAUCUUACAAAUUUUCACUGGUAAAGCUGAUACAGUCGUAUCAACACUAAUACCUGCGGUUAUUUAGAUGU
Cataglyphis hispanica is the source of this 2613-nucleotide messenger RNA. RefSeq names its product Bardet-Biedl syndrome 7 protein homolog. The coding region runs from base 429 to 2609 and encodes 726 amino acids. Lineage: Eukaryota; Metazoa; Arthropoda; Insecta; Hymenoptera; Formicidae. The record is from RefSeq and is a predicted model, not a curated record. Gene Ontology annotation, biological process: intracellular transport; cilium assembly; intracellular protein localization. Gene Ontology annotation, cellular component: membrane; BBSome; neuron projection. Gene Ontology annotation, molecular function: protein binding. The transcript has 13 exons.